GCUCAUUGUGUACAAACAGAACAUCGUGCGCCCUGCAGCCUUUAAAUCGCCCUGCAGCAUUGUGCUGACCAGAGCAGAGGGAGACAGCAACAACAGCAUCCUUUGGUGUCUAGCUACACGAAGACAACUCCACCAGAACCUUUGGAAGGAUGAAUACCAUCAGGAGCAGAGAGUCGGUUUGCAGGAGUCUGUUUGGCCCGGUGGACCACGACCAGUUGCGUCGGGACUUGAAGCUGAAGCUGAAGGAGAUCACUGAGCAGGACAGCCGCCGCUGGAACUUUAACUUCCAGACUGAGACGCCGCUGCCAGGCAGGUUUCAGUGGGAGGAAAUACCCGCAGACUGCGCUGCUGCUCCCUAUCAGGAGUCCGCACAGCUGAAGGACGCUGUCUGCCUUUCAACCACGGAGGAUGGUGUCACACUGAGCGACCGUGAAGAAAGCGCAGGGAACGACCAGGAGAACUGCUCCAGCAUCUCCAACACACGCAAGUGUCCCGCUGAAGUGACGCCCGUCCGGAGGAAGAGGACGCUCUCAAAACCUGCAGCCAAGCCCAGAAACAACGCGCGAAUUACAGAUUUUUUCGCAAAGAGAAGGAGGACGACAGAAACCAAGAGCCUCCUGAAUCCUUUCCAGACAAGUUCCAGUGAAGCAGCUCUGUGCAAAACAAUAAGAUAAUAUGCUGCUGAAAAUGGACGAUUUAUAUUUCUACAUACAUUUUUAUGGGCUGGACCAAGGCGUAUUCACUGCACCAAAGGAUUUAAUUUAAUUUUUUUAUUGUAAAUUUUUGUAUUUGUGAACUGGGGUGGAAUUAUACCACUUUGUGUUAUUUAUUCUAUUUAUGGACUUUUAUUUAAGUUUUUGCAUUUUUUUCAUUGAUAGUGUCACAAAUAUAUUUGUUUAGAGAAGGUUCUUCUCUCAUUUCCAUCAGUAUUACUGUUAUGUGAGCAAGAACAUUUAAACGACUGAAUGGAUUUUUGUUUCUGUAUGUUUCAUCUCUUUGUCAAUCUUGUUGGUGAAUUUCUGUAACUUGAGCUGCUUCUGUUAACUUUAUAGAAAAGCACUAUUUUGUCGUUGCUGUGUUUGCCUAAAUUAACUGAGAUGCAGAUAAAAAGCUUGUAAAUGCCUGCAAAUAUUGCAAUUUGAAUAAACUGUUUCAUCAGUGAGA
Messenger RNA from Siniperca chuatsi (mandarin fish), 1164 nucleotides. It is a transcript of the gene cdkn1ca, whose product is annotated as cyclin-dependent kinase inhibitor 1Ca. Gene Ontology annotation, molecular function: cyclin-dependent protein serine/threonine kinase inhibitor activity. Gene Ontology annotation, biological process: regulation of cell cycle. The transcript is spliced from 2 exons. NCBI's taxonomy places the organism in Eukaryota, Metazoa, Chordata, Actinopteri, Centrarchiformes, Sinipercidae. Gene Ontology annotation, cellular component: nucleus. The coding region runs from base 150 to 674 and encodes 174 amino acids. The record is from RefSeq and is a predicted model, not a curated record.